Zootoca vivipara (common lizard) is the source of this 2801-nucleotide messenger RNA. RefSeq names its product cAMP responsive element binding protein 3 like 4 (gene CREB3L4). The record is from RefSeq and is a predicted model, not a curated record. Gene Ontology annotation, cellular component: nucleus. Gene Ontology annotation, molecular function: RNA polymerase II cis-regulatory region sequence-specific DNA binding; DNA-binding transcription factor activity, RNA polymerase II-specific. Gene Ontology annotation, biological process: regulation of transcription by RNA polymerase II. Lineage: Eukaryota; Metazoa; Chordata; Lepidosauria; Squamata; Lacertidae.
AGCUCUUCCUGAACAGGUGAAUUUGUGUACCUGACCCCUUUUAAUUGGUUUAAGGCCUGGGGGUGGGCCUUGGCAAGGCAGUUCCAGGAUGCCAGGAUCCUGUACGGAAGAAGAAGAAGGCGGAAGAAAUACUACCUUGCUUGAGGCAGGCUGGCUGCAAGUCUGCAGGUCGGUUACAGGCAGCGGGGCACACAGAGAGAUAUUUGAAGCAGGCAGGAGCAAGGCCAUGGAAUCCAACAACCCUACUCUCCCAGAUGUCCUCCUCUUCGAAGGGCAGGAAGGGUUGGUGCCCAGCGGCGCCUUCUCUGCAGCAAUGUCCAAACCCAGCUUCUCACUUCAAGACCACGCCUAUGGGCGAGUUUCAGAAAAAGUUUACGAGGCCUGGGCAGCCGGUGGAAUGCUGGGUCGUCCGAGUAGCAGCGACACAGAAGAUCUUUUGCAAUUCCUGAUUAACCCAAACGACAUCUACGAAUCGAGGAGCCCUGUCGCCUCGCCAGAGAGUGACAGCGGGAUCUCAGACGAUCCCCACGCGGACCCCCCUGUGCAGAGUGAGCUCGGCCCCCCGGACUUAUCGGCCACCGUCAUCUAUGAGGUUAUUUGUGACAUGGGUAUGGUGGAGGAGGCGACCGGGCCUGAUCCUGUCUUCUCCAACCCCUUAGAAAACUGGACACCUCCAGCAACACUCCCUGAGGCCUGUGUUAUGAGCGAAGUGUCACUCGAGCUCUUGGAGAAUGUUACCAGAUCCAACGUGGAAGACAUUCCUAUGCCCCAGGAUCCUUUCGAGUCACUGCGGCUCCAGGGCCUCUACUUGACAGAGGAGGAGAAGCGGCUCCUGAGCGAGGAAGGGGUCUUGUUGUGCUCUGACCUCCCCCUCACCAAGGCGGAGGAACGGAUCCUGAAAAAAGUGCGGAGGAAAAUCCGGAACAAGCAGUCGGCGCAGGACAGCCGACGACGCAAGAAAGAAUAUAUUGAUGGGCUGGAGAGCCGGGUGGCAGCUUGUUCCGUGCAGAACCAGGAACUGCGGAAGAAAGUACAGGAACUAGAGACCCACAACAUGUCCCUGCUGGGUCAGCUUCAGAAGCUACAAGGACUCAUUAAACAGACGUCCACAAAGGCAGCCCAGACCAGCACUUGCCUCGUGAUCCUCAUCUUCUCCCUUGGGCUUCUCAUCCUGCCCAACUGCAGCUCCUUCCUUGGGGGGACCCAGGUUAGCCGGGCUGACUACAAGCCGUCUGGAGUGAUUUCCCGACACAUCUUGACCAAGGGCAGCUUUUCUGAUCCGGACGAGUCUCCCACCACCCGCAGCCCAGAAUCGCCCCGGGUUCAAAUGGAAGAGGACCCCGGCGCCAGCGACUGGGACCCAGCAGCCGCCGGUAACCCUGACACCAUCAGGGAGACCAUGAUUGCCAACACGUCUGAUCCAGGGUCACCGAGCGAGGUCAAGGAAGCUAAUGCCAGGAAGCCCAAGCCAGAGAAAGACCCUACAAAGCAAAUGCACGCAGACGAGAUGUAGCAAAGACUGGGGAUUGGCUCCACCAGGCAGAAGUCACAGCAGGGCAUCCAAGAAUCCAUCUUGGCGCUGUUUUCUGGGACACACUAUCCCGUUUCAUGAUCCAGACGGGAUCCCCUCCAGGAUGGCACAAGCAGCCUAAGAUCUCUAGCAGGGGAACAGAUUUUGAGGAAGCUCCCUGGCUGUUCUAGGGAGGGCUAGAAUUAGGGACUUUUCAUGCCAGUUUUGGCUGAGCCCCCGGGAUGUACGGGGAAGCAAUCCAGGAGAGCCACAGAGCAUGCGCAGAGUGGAUUCCCACUCCCCUCUUCUUGCCAAGUUAAAUGCAACAAGCACAGGAUCAGAGAAGUUGCCGCGUGGAGUUUAGGAGCAUCUGUGAGCCCCGCAGGGUGUCUAUCCUCUCUCUCUUUCUUAAAACAUUGGAGAUUUGGAGCGUGGCGUUUUAGGAAGGACAGGGCUGGAAGAAGAGGGCGCUGCGUUCUGCUGUUGGUUCUCCCAUGUUCUUGUGCCUUUAAACUGGGGAUAGGGCGCUGUUUUCGGCCAAAGGGAGACACAGUGCCCUGUGAGUAAUCCUUUGGGGGCUGCAUGCCAAUGAUACGUGCAACCGGAGGCAAGAAUCAAGAAUCGGUGCAGUGCAGCAAUGAUGCAUGCAAAUCACCCCCAAUCCAGGCAAACCAGAGGGCUUCUGUUAUGUACUGAGCUGAAUCAUAGAACAAUAGGAUCCAGAAUCAGCAGUCUGAUUGGUCCGCAGGAGCCACCCAAUCCAACUCCAGGUGGAAGUGAAUCCGCAACCUGAUUGGCCUGCAGGAGCAGCCAAUCAGGCUGCUGGCAGAAGUCAAUCCACAAACUGAUUGGCCCACAGGUGUAGCCCUGAAGUAGCCAAUCACUCAAAGCCCAUUGUGUAAAUAAUGUAUAUAAGCAGAUGGUUUUGGGAAAAGGGCAUUCUUCUCUUCUUCUCCUUGAUGACUACGGGCUGAAUAAAGAGCAUGAAAUUCACUUUUGACUCUGAGUAUAUUUCAGCUUCAUUGCUGCUUGAUGGUUUCCUAUAGGCCAUAUCUGUCAAGUUCUCCCCCUUUUUAAGGGAAAUUCCCUUAUGCUGAAUAGGCUUCCUCGCGAGAAAAGGGAAAACUUGACAGCUAUGCUAGAGGCAUCUGGUUGGCCACUGUGAGAACAGGAUGCUGGACUAGUUGGCAAGAUCUAGUAGGCCUCUUCUGAUGUUCUUAUGUUAUGUUCUUAAGCAGGGGGCAGCAAACUUUUUCACUGUCCCUCUGACCUUGUGGGUGGCUAGACUAUU